AUGACGGCUGUAUUUUCUGCCACGAGGAAGGAGCACUCGGGCUUUUCUCCAGAUCCUUCAAGAAGCCCCACCGCGCAGAGAUACUAUAUUGAAAGCCCAAGCGUCUCCAUCAAGCCAUCUGUGCGUGACUAUUUUCCAAGUAAUUAUCAGAGUCAGGCCACAUCUUCGAAUCCUUCAUCAACCUUGCCUUCGCCAACUACGGAACCACUACCUUACACCCCCGCAACCAUUAGCAGCCUGUCACUCAACGUCGCCAACGAUCACGGGGAGGAAAUUAUAUUGCCUUCCUACGAUACCAAUGAUGUCAUCAAAAAGGAGCAAAAGGACCCGGAAGAAACUCUCAGCGAGACCUCUGCUGAAUGUUCAACAGACUUUCAACGUGAGACUUUUCGGACGCCAGUGGCUGACGAUAGCUCAGUUGAAGAAGAACCAUCUAGACAUGUCGAUUAUCUCUCCCAUGAAUGGAAAGAAGAAGAUAUGUGGUCAUCCUGGCGUUAUGUGGCCGCUCGUCGAGAUAUAUAUAGCAAUGGGGCGAGGCUGGAGAACGCUUCGUGGAGAACAUGGGCAAAGCUUAAGCACAAUUUGGGCACGAUCUCUGCCGAAUCCCUCAACUGGCUAAAGGACUGUGACGUAACGUGGCUGUAUGGCCCCUUGAAAACAAACAACCGCGAAAUAGCACACAACACUUCACCUCCAUCCAGCCGGCUUGAAACUCCAAAUUUUAAUCCAGAAAAAAAGUCUAUAUUGAAGAAAAAAACUACAUCUGAAGCCAUUUUACAACGCUCUUUAUCCCAGCACACCCUCCUACAACAUGCUGGCGCUAUUUUGAAGGCCCAAGAAGCGGAGAAUAGUCGGAGUCGACCUGCGUUUUCAAUGCCGAAAUCUGAAUUUGGGCAAAUGCGAAAUCAAAUAUCUACAUUUACAUCAUCUUCGAUUGGUAAUACUCCGACGAAUGCGGUAUCGUCUGGUGUUAUGACACCCAACGGAAGGCGCCGUAUUCAUUUUAACAAUGAGGUGGUGCAAUGUAUCGCUGUCGAGGACAACAACUGGUCGAACGUUUUUGAGAACAAAUUUUCCUCGGAUGAUGAUGUUGUAACAAUGAGACAGAUUCUCCCAAAAGCACCAGUCAGCAAUCAAAGUCCUCACCGCGGAAGCCUCAGCAACGAGAACAAAACCAUUGCCCCUCUUCCUUCGACCACCCUCAAGUACCGUGGGGACACACCCCAAUCCUCCGGAAAAUCGAUCAUGGAUUGUUGGUCUGGCAGUUUCUGGGCGCCUAGGCCCCCCCCCAGACACUCUACAGAAACUCUUCGGCCUUCUGGGCCGUCAGCAAGGUUUCUUCUAGAUUGUGACGAUGGGGAUGCCCUACGUUUCAGUUGGCAAACCAAACUACCUCCAUACGAUUCUUAUCAAAGCCAUCCUUGGUUCGUGAAUCCUGAGGAUGAAGCGGAACUAGAAAAUGACCGGUGUCUUCAAGUGGGCUCUUCUGAUACAUUUAUGCCUUAUAAUGAAGGGGUUUUGCCUCAUACUGGAUUCUUCUACAAAGUGAUUGACACAGUCAAUACAGCCAGAGAUAUUGCCCAUGUGAUAUGGAACGUUGGUUGGCGGCGAUGA
Messenger RNA from Aspergillus wentii DTO 134E9, 1614 nucleotides. Its product is annotated as protein phosphatase regulator REG1. NCBI's taxonomy places the organism in Eukaryota, Fungi, Ascomycota, Eurotiomycetes, Eurotiales, Aspergillaceae. The transcript is spliced from 2 exons. Gene Ontology annotation, biological process: protein catabolic process in the vacuole; cellular response to glucose starvation. The record is from RefSeq and is a predicted model, not a curated record. The coding region runs from base 1 to 1614 and encodes 537 amino acids.